CGGGACUUGUUUAUGAACAGUUUCAAUCACCGACUACGAAGGCCCUCUGAUAUUACGGUUUUCUGCUGAGAUUGUCAAUUUGUGAGGAAGGAAAGAAUUGAAAGAAAACAAAAAAAAUGUGUGCAGUAGAAAAAGAGAUUUUUGUAGUGGACGGUGGAUUUGCUACACAGUUGUGUACCCAUGUGAACGACCCAAUAGAUGGCACACCUUUGUGGAGUGCUGGUUUCCUCUGUACCAACCCUAAUGCUGUCAUUGAAACACAUCUGGAUUUCUUAAGAGCGGGAGUUGACGUGUUGAUGACAAAUACGUACCAAGCCAGUAUUGGAGGAUUUAUGAAAUAUCUUGGACUGAGCAAGGAUGCAAGCUACCAGUUGAUUAAAACGGCAGUAAAUUUGGCAAAAUUAGCUUGCUCACUCUAUGCUACAGAGGCAGGAUCCAGUGCAGAUGCACACAAGGUACUAAUAGCAGGUGCAAUAGGACCAUAUGGGUCUGCUCUGCACGACUGUUCCGAGUACACAGGCAGUUACGUUGCGCACGUGAGUCCUAAGGAAAUGGCAGACUGGCAUCGGCCACGGAUACAAGCCCUGGUGGAAGCUGGCGUGGAUAUCCUUGCUUUUGAGACAAUUCCUGCCCAAUUAGAAGGUGAAGUUCUUGUGCAACUGCUCAAGGAGUUUCCUGAACAGAAAGCUUGGCUUUCUUUCUCAUGUAAGGAUGAGUUUCAUACAUGCCAUGGUGAAAAAUUCCAACAUGUAGCUCGCAGAUGUUGGGAAAUCAAUCCUUCUCAGCUUGUGGCUGUUGGUGUGAAUUGUUUGAGCCCAAUAUAUGUGUCGCCUCUUAUUAGGGGUAUCAAUACAGACAGGCCAGACAAUCCAAUUCCGCUCGUUGUCUGCCCUAAUAGUGGAGAAACCUAUGAUCUACAGAGAGGAUGGAUCAAUCGUGACAAGUGCUGUCCAGUUGAGAAUUACGUACAAGAAUGGUUGAAUCUGGGAGUAACUUACGUUGGAGGCUGCUGUCGGACAUAUGCUGCCGACAUAGUUAAGAUUAAAGAAGAAGUCGACAAAUGGAAAUCAGAGAGGAAGAGCAUUAAACUUAAUGGACAUGAUUGGUUAAAUUAGUGUUAAGGUAGUGAAAUAUGUCUCAGUUUCUCACCUUCCAAAAAUACUUUUGAUUAAAACAUCUUAUUUUGAUAAUAUAAGUGAUUGCAAUUAUCAUGAUAAUAAUCUUAUAAAAUAGUCAAUUAUACCUUGCACAAAGUAAAAAAUGUAAAAGUACUCGUGUAAACUGGAAAGUAGGUUAUGAGAAUGGGAGGUGAACUACCAUAGUAUCAAGCCAGACGGCAAAGCAGCAUUAUACCUCAGGUUAUUUUACCGGUGCUAUUUAGUUGUUGCUGUACGCCGAUGUUUUCAGUGGUUAUCUGACCAGAUAUAAUGUUGCAGCCGGCAAUUAAAUGUAUCACGCCAGCAGCACUCUACAUGAUGAUGAACAUCUAAAACCUAUAGAGCUGCUUGUAUUUUAUAUUACUGCCAUUUUCAGAAAAUCCAACUGCUUUGCAGGCUGCUGAAUUUUGGUUAGUUAUACAAUGUCCUGCCCUUCAAUCAAUAUACCAGCCCAAAUUUUAAAGUGUAACAAACCAUUUGUUCUAUGACAUAGGCUUAAAUGAUUUUUAUGAGAUAACAUUACCACUGUAGGACAAAAAAUUUAAAAAAAAACUCAAUUUUGAUAAAGUAACUUCCCAUUA
Zootermopsis nevadensis is the source of this 1738-nucleotide messenger RNA. Lineage: Eukaryota; Metazoa; Arthropoda; Insecta; Blattodea; Termopsidae. The record is from RefSeq and is a predicted model, not a curated record.